Messenger RNA from Cinclus cinclus, 2740 nucleotides. RefSeq names its product phosphodiesterase 6B (gene PDE6B). Gene Ontology annotation, molecular function: protein binding; 3',5'-cyclic-nucleotide phosphodiesterase activity. Gene Ontology annotation, biological process: retina development in camera-type eye; signal transduction. The coding region runs from base 1 to 2511 and encodes 836 amino acids. Gene Ontology annotation, cellular component: photoreceptor outer segment membrane. The transcript has 22 exons. The record is from RefSeq and is a predicted model, not a curated record. NCBI's taxonomy places the organism in Eukaryota, Metazoa, Chordata, Aves, Passeriformes, Cinclidae.
AUGAGCAUUAGUGAAGACGACGUGGAGAAGUUUCUUGAUGGCAACCCUGCUUUUGCCAAGCAGUACUUUGAGAAGAAACUAAAGACAGAGUCCUGGGAUAACAAUGAGAGUGAAAUACUUUUUGAGUUGAUCCAAGACAUGCAAGAAAGCAUCAACAUGGAGAAAGUUGUUUUCAAGACCUUGAGAAGAAUCAGGUCCCUUAUUCAUGCUGACCGCUGUAGUCUCUUCAUGUAUAGGCAGAGAAAUGGCACUCCUGAACUGGCAACAAGGCUUUUCAACAUCCAGGAGGGAAGUACUCUGGAGGAAUGCCUGGUCUCCCCAGACUGUGAGAUUGUGUAUCCACUGGACAUAGGCAUUGUGGGCCAUGUUGCUCAGACCAAGAAAACAAUGAACAUCAAGGAUGUCCGUGAGUGUGCCCAGUUCAGCCCAUUUGUUGAUGAGCUCACCGACUACACGACAAAAAACAUCCUUGCGACACCCAUCCUGAAUGGCAAAGAUUUGGUUGCUGUCAUUGUGGCUAUAAAUAAGCUGAAUGGCCCACACUUCACCAGCUCUGAUGAAACACUUUUCCUCAAGUAUCUGAAUUUUGCAUCCUUGAACUUGAAAAUUUAUCACUUGAGUUAUCUUCACAACUGUGAGACUCGAAGAGGCCAGGUGCUGUUGUGGUCAGCUAAUAAGGUUUUUGAGGAACUGACGGACAUUGAGAGGCAAUUCCACAAGGCUUUUUAUACAGUGAGGGCAUACCUGAACUGCGACCGGUACUCGGUUGGUCUCCUGGACAUGACAAAGCAGAAGGAAUUUUUUGAUCUGUGGCCAGUCCUGUUGGGAGAAGUACCCCCCUACACAGGGCCUCGAACCCCGGAUGGCAGGGAAAUAGUCUUUUACAAGGUCAUUGAUUAUAUAUUACAUGGAAAAGAAGACAUUAAAGUCAUCCCAAAUCCUACCCCGGAUCACUGGGCACUAGUUACUGGACUGCCAGCCUAUGUGGCUGAAAGUGGAUUUAUUUGCAACAUUAUGAAUGCUGCUGCAGAUGAGAUGUUUAACUUUCAGGAAGGUCCUCUAGAUGAAUCCGGAUGGACUAUCAAAAACGUUCUCUCCAUGCCAAUAGUGAAUAAAAGGGAAGAAAUUGUUGGUGUUGUCACAUUUUAUAACAGAAAAGAUGGGAAACCAUUUGAUGAACAGGAUGAAACCCUCAUGGAGUCCUUGACACAGUUCCUGGGUUGGUCUGUCCUCAACACAGACACAUAUGAUAAGAUGAACAAGUUGGAGAACCGUAAGGACAUUGCUCAGGACAUGGUGCUCUACCACGUGAAAUGUGACAAGGAUGAAAUCCAGGAAAUUCUGCCAACACGAGAAAAGCUGGGGAAGGAGCCAAGUGAGUGUGAUGAAGAGGAGCUGGCAAGCAUUCUGAAAGAAGAACUCCCAGGACCCACGAAGUUCGAAAUCUAUGAGUUCAGGUUCUCAGAUUUUGACUGCACUGAGCUAGAGCUGGUGAAAUGUGGCAUUCAGAUGUACUACGAGCUUGGCGUGGUGAAAAAGUUCCAGAUCCCACAGGAAGUUCUGGUAAGGUUUGUGUACUCUGUCAGCAAAGGCUACCGGAAGAUAACUUACCACAACUGGCGUCAUGGCUUCAACGUAGCACAGACCAUGUUCACACUCCUGAUGACUGGCAAACUGAAGCGUUACUACACCGACCUUGAAGCCCUUGCAAUGGUAACUGCAGCCCUGUGCCAUGAUAUUGACCACAGGGGAACCAACAACCUCUACCAAAUGAAAUCUCAAAAUCCUUUAGCUAAACUUCAUGGAUCCUCUAUUUUAGAGAGACAUCACUUGGAAUUUGGAAAAUUCUUGCUCUCUGAGGAGUCACUGAAUAUAUGCCAGAACCUCAACCGCAGACAGCAUGAGCAUGUGAUUCACCUGAUGGAAAUUGCCAUUAUAGCAACAGACCUGGCACUCUACUUCAAAAAGAGAACAAUGUUUCAAAAGAUCGUUGAUGAGUCUAAGACUUAUGACAGUGUGACUGCCUGGACUGAAUAUCUGUCUCUGGAGACAACAAAGAAAGAGGUUGUCAUGGCCAUGAUGAUGACUGCCUGUGACUUGUCAGCUAUCACAAAGCCUUGGGAAGUCCAGAGUAAGGUAGCUCUACUGGUAGCAGCUGAGUUCUGGGAGCAAGGAGAUUUGGAAAUAAGCGUCCUUCAACAACAGCCCAUUCCCAUGAUGGACCGAAGGAAAGCUGCUGAGCUUCCAAAGCUUCAAGUGGGUUUCAUUGACUUUGUGUGCACAUUUGUCUAUAAGGAAUUUUCCCGUUUCCAUGAGGAAAUUCAGCCUAUGCUUGAUGGGCUGCUGAACAACAGAAAUGAGUGGAAGACCCGUGCGGAUGAGUAUGAUGCAAAAGUCAAAGCUCUGGAGGAAGAGAAGAAAAAAGAGGAGGAGAGAAUGGCUGCAAAAAGAGGUGAAAUAACCUGUAACGGAGGAACAGCUCCAGCUUCCAAAACCUGUAGCAUACUUUAGACUUAUUCUCACUGCAAGAUAUGCCACACGAAAUAAGAAUGCCCAUAAUUGAAAAACAAACAAACAAACAAAAAACACCAAAACAAACAAACAAACAAAACCCCCAAAAUCAUGGCAUACAAAUACAUUCCUGAUAGGAGUAUUCUGAUAAUUUAUUAGGCUUGUGACCAGUCAGGGAAGGGCUAGAUCUUGUUUGCCUUAAUUGCAUCUCUUCCUGAUGGUAGAGUGC